Talaromyces stipitatus ATCC 10500 is the source of this 3965-nucleotide messenger RNA. Its product is annotated as eukaryotic translation initiation factor 3 subunit CLU1/TIF31, putative. The transcript has 3 exons. The coding region runs from base 1 to 3717 and encodes 1238 amino acids. Gene Ontology annotation, biological process: intracellular distribution of mitochondria. The record is from RefSeq and is a predicted model, not a curated record. Gene Ontology annotation, molecular function: mRNA binding; protein binding. Gene Ontology annotation, cellular component: cytoplasm. NCBI's taxonomy places the organism in Eukaryota, Fungi, Ascomycota, Eurotiomycetes, Eurotiales, Trichocomaceae.
AUGCUAACUUUGGCCACAGAAAAGCUCACCAAUGGCGAUCAUGCAGGUGAAAAUGCUGAGGAAAACAAUGGAGGAGGUGUCUUCCAGAUCACAGUGAAAUUACCGCACGAGCCUUAUAAGAUUCAGGUGAUGGUUUCAAGCCAAGAACAAGUGCAAGAUCUUCGCCAGUCCAUCGUCGAGCUUCCCGGCACUUUUCAAUAUACGUGCUUCCAUCUCGAGUUUAAUGGACAGCGAAUCAAUGACUACAUCGAGCUGUCGGAGGUCAAGGAUCUCAAAGCCGAUUCUGAGGUCACCCUUGUCGAAGAUCCAUACACGGAGAAGGAGGCUCGUAUGCAUGUCGUUCGUAUCAGGGAGCUAAUCGGCGCUGCUGGUGACCGUGUCGAUAACUUGCAAGGUCUCUCUACGGGCUUGUCGCUUCAUGACUCAGUCGCAAACGAGGUAGACAAGUCGGAAUCGGAGACUCAUCCCCUUACCGGCUACGACCCGAACGCUUCUGGAAGUUUUAAUACAAUCUUACCUCGACCAGAAGAGCCUACCCCGAAAACGAUCAAGGCUAUUUCGCUUUCGCCAUGGAACCCCCCUCCCUACCACCUGCGACAGAAGGGCCACCUCCUCUACCUACAAGUAACCACUAACGAGGGUGAACAACACCAGAUCACGUCUCAUGUUUCUGGCUUCUACGCAAAUAAAUGCUCUAACAGCAAAUUUGAUCCUUUCCCCCGCCCGGCUCCCAAGAACCACAGCGCUCAUUCCUUGCUUACGUUAAUCUCACAAAUUUCGCCAUCUUUUGAGAGCAGCUUCCGUGCCUUGCAAGAGGCAAACAGUCAGCGUGAUCUCCUGACCACCUUCCCUUUCCAGAAUGCGAUCCCGAACAGCCCAUGGUUGGUGACACCCGCGGCAGCAUCUCUGAAUGCGCAUCAACCCGACGUGGCGCGGUCUCAGGAGAACUUGUUGAUUGCUGGCGUUGACAACUCAGAGACUCUUCGCGACUGGAAUGAAGAAUUCCAAUCCACCAAAGAGCUUCCCCGCGAGACCGUACAGGAUAGAGUCUUCCGGGAACGGUUGACUUCUAAGCUCUUUGCUGAUUAUAAUGAUGCUGCCGCUCGAGGAGCUGUAUUGGUUGCCAGAGGCGAAGUAGCUCCUUUGAAUCCCACUGAGGGUCGUGACGCCCAGAUAUUCGUCUAUAAUAAUAUAUUCUAUUCGUUUGGAGCGGACGGUGUUGGUACUUUCGCAUCCGAGGGAGGGGAUGAAGCCGCGCGCGUUGCGGUCGGAAAGGAUGUGUUGGGUAUUAAAGCAGUCAACCAACUGGAUAUUCCUGGUCUAUUCACACCAGGCACUGUUGUCGUCGACUAUCUUGGAAAACGUGUUGUCGGUCAAAGUAUUGUCCCAGGUAUUUUCAAGCAGCGAGAGCCUGGUGAACACCAGAUCGACUAUGGCGGCGUUGAAGGAAAAGAGGUGGUCGCUGAACAUCCUGACUUCGUCCCUGUCUUUGAGAAGCUUUCAAAAGCUUUACGAGUUAAGAAGCAUGCUGUUUGGGAUAAAGAAGGAAAACGCCACGAUCUUGAAGGCAGUGUUGAAACUAAAGGAUUACUCGGAACGGAUGGUCGGAAAUAUGUUCUCGAUCUGUACCGCAUUGCCCCUCUUGAUAUCUCUUGGGCAGAUGAAGAAAGUGAUCAUGAUGCCUAUCCUCAUCGCAUGUCCAUCCUGCGUCUUGAGUUAGUAGAGUCAUACUGGCGAUCAAAGAUGAGCCAGUACGUUAAGGAGGAGGUUGAAAAGCGACGAAGCAAGAAAGCAGAAGAGAAGGCAGCCAAGUCUGGUGCAGAAACCCAACCUGAAGAUGCCGAGAAAGCUGCAGAGGAGCAAGAGCGUGUAGAUAUCUCCGGUUUCGACCUUGCGCUUAACCCGGAUGUUUUCAGCGGUCAAGUUCCUCAGACGGAGGAAGAGAAGAAACAAUGGGCCGAGGACGAGCAGGAAGUCCGCAAUGCUUGUGAUUACCUGCGAUCACGAGUGCUCCCUGAACUUAUUCAAGAUCUGUACAACGGAGAUGUUGGCUUCCCAAUGGAUGGACAGUCGUUGAGCCAAUUGCUCCAUAAGCGUGGUAUCAAUAUCCGUUAUUUGGGCCACUUGGCAGGCUUGUCUCAGCAGAAAGGUCAUCGCUUGCAAUCAUUAACAACCUUGGUCAAUCAAGAAAUGAUUGCCCGCGCUUUCAAACACAUUGCUAAUCGUUAUCUCCGCUCACUACCCCCUCCAUUUGCUGCUUCGUGCGUUGCCCAUCUUUUGAACUGUCUCCUUGGGUCUGAUGUGAAUGCAAAACCUCAGGCAGAUAUUGAUGAGGCCUUACGCGAGAUCUACCCUGAGGCUGAUUUCACGUUUGAAAAGGUUACCUCUUCUAGCCUGCAUGCGGAGAUUGAGAAGCAGGUCAAGAUUAGAUACCGAUUCUCUCUUCCAUCUGAUUGGACUAGCUCUAUGAAGCACUUGCAGUUGCUGCGCGAUAUUUCCAUCAAGUUAGGCCUUCAACUUGCGGCUCGGGAAUUUGCUUUUACAAAGGCCCAAGUAUCAUCUCAACCUGCGGUGACGAACGGUGCGGAUGAGGCAAAACACGAGGAGACCAAUAGCAAAAAGAAGAAAAAGAAGGCUGCUGGUGACAAUGCCUCGCCAACGCGCUCGGCCGUCGCCAAGCCGGUUACCACUUUCGUGGCGGAUGAUAUUGUAAACAUUGUUCCGCUUAUUAAGGAUGCGGCUCCGCGAAGUGCUUUAGCCGAGGAAGCCCUUGAAGCGGGUCGCAUUUCUCUGAUGCAGAACCAGAAGCAGCUUGGCCAGGAACUGAUCCUAGAGUCGCUCUCUUUGCAUGAGCAGAUUUAUGGCAUCCUUCAUCCCGAGGUCGCCAAGUUGUAUCAUCAACUGUCGAUGUUGUAUUAUCAAACUGAUGAGAAGGAUGCUGCGGUUGAACUUGCACGCAAGGCCGUCAUUGUCACAGAACGCACACUGGGUGUUGACUCUGCAGACACUAUCUUGAGUUACCUGAACUUGAGUCUGUUCGAGCACGCUACGGGUAACACUAAGAUGGCUUUGGUGUAUGUUAAGCAUGCCAUGGAUCUCUGGAAGAUCAUCUAUGGUCCUAACCACCCCGACUCCAUCACCACCAUGAACAAUGCCGCAGUCAUGCUGCAACAUCUCAAGCAGUAUUCAGAUUCUCGGAAGUGGUUUGAGGCUUCCCUCACGGUCUGCGAGGAGUUGUUUGGCAGACAGUCCGUUAACACGGCAACUAUUCUAUUCCAGCUCGCGCAAGCCUUGGCCUUGGACCAGGACUCCAAGGCUGCUGUGAACCGUAUGCGUGAUGCUUAUAAUAUCUUCCUUGCCGAACUUGGCCCUGAAGAUCGUAACACCAAAGAAGCUGAAAGCUGGUUGGAGCAGCUCACACAGAAUGCCGUUUCUAUCGCAAAGCAUGCCAAGGAUAUUCAAGCGCGCCGACUUCGCAAAGUCAACCUCAGCACACGUGUCUCGUUGGGUACGAAACCCCAGCCACAAGUUGGCCAGUCAGCUUCAGGAGCCGCAGGCGGACAGAACGCUCCGGCUGCCACAUCACAGCUUGACACUCGAAGCAUCGAUGAACUCUUGAAAUUCAUUGAAGGCGGGGAGACUAGCACUCCGCGUGGCAAGCAAUCAAAGAGAGGAACGGCCAACCCCAAGCUCCGCGGCACGAAGCAAUCCAAAUGAGCCCUUAUUUCUUCUAAUUUUGUAAAAUACUAAAAUUCGCUUUGGUUUUUCGGUCUAAAUCAACUAUAUAAAGCAAUUGGGAUAACUUGCUUCGGGCGGUUGUAUGAUUUUCUCUUCUGUUCUAUUUGGGCUUUCUUUUCUUUUGUUCAAUGCAUGGCAUGUACUGGGUAAGAACCUCAUGAUUGGGCGGAAAAGAUAAUUGUAUGAUAUUGUACUAUUUAGAGCAUCUCAACUCUAUUUACCUUUCA